AUGGAUAUGGACAUCGAUCUUGACCUGGGCCCUGACCCGGAGUUUGAACAGCCCCCUCAGCCGAUUCUCCCUGAUGCAUCAACUCACGACGCAAUGGUCGAUCCCCUGGACGAGGAGGCCAUGUACGAAAAAGUUCAUGUGCGCGGCGUGGAUGAAAUGACCACGGACGACAUCAAGCAAUUCGCAAGCACACAUUUUGCAGACGAAGUGCCCUCGCGAGUCGAAUGGAUCGACGAUACGUCCGCUAAUAUCGUUUAUUCCUCUCCGGAGAUUGGUCUUCGGGCUCUUGCAGCCCUGACCCAGGUCAGCGAGGAGGAGGACACAUCCGCUCUACCUCCAUUACGUUUACGCUCCGCAAAUAAUUUGGCGACCUAUCCUGAUUCAGUCUUGCAAGUGCGGUCUGCCGUAAAAUCAGACAAAAAGCAGCCGCGUGCUCACGAGAAGAGCCGCUUCUACUUGAUGCACCCAGAGCACGACCCCCGCGAGCGCUUGCGACAGGAGAUUACCGACCGGCGCCGCGAUAAAGAGACAGGUGAUGGUGAUUAUCGACGACGUCGAUUCGACGAUCGGGAAUUGCGCCGGCGCAAGGACCGAGCUCAGGAUGACCGUUUCGAUGUGAACAUGUAUGACGACCAACCGGAGGCCAGUCACCAAGCUGACUCCGAACGUUGCCGUCCCGGAGAUAGGAGAAAAAGAGGCAAUAUCGAGCUCUUCCCCGAAGACGAAUCCGCUUCCGGGCGACUGCGCAAUCGCAGUGCAUCACCGGGCCGGGACACACUCGACGAUGCGGACCACAUCGACACGAGACGCAAAUUCCGUGAGCGUUCACCACAGACCCGUCGUCGGAACGAGGGGAAAGAACUUUUUUCCUCUGCGGAUGUCGGUUCCCGUGAAUUAUUCCCGAAUAAGACCUCGUCAAGCUACCUCAAGAAAGACCUGGCUCCUGGCAAGCCUAGUAACCAUCGCCGCUCUGACGCCUUUGACGCCGCUGAUGAAACACCCGACCUGCUUGGUCGGAGAAUCUCAGUGCCCUCCACAGAGAGCCAAUCCGACAAAAAGAGACGCAAUGUCGAAUUGUUCCCUGGCUCAGGUUCUGGGCGAGUGGAUCGGGAAGUAGAUCAGGGUUCUGCUCUGCGGAAUGCUGGGUCAGGAAUUUCCAUCAAGGGCCGCGGCGCGUCGGUUCGCGAAUUGUUCCCCAACAAGUACCAGGAGAACACGGGCAAGGAGUUGUUCUCUGGAAAGCUCGAAGGUCGUGGCGGUCGUCGUCAACGUGCAGAGGAUCUCUUCGGCUGA
Molecule: messenger RNA, 1293 nt
Organism: Penicillium diatomitis
Lineage: Eukaryota; Fungi; Ascomycota; Eurotiomycetes; Eurotiales; Aspergillaceae
Product: NCBP3 domain-containing protein
Exons: 2
Coding region: 1-1293 (430 amino acids)
Cellular component (GO): cytosol; nucleus
Molecular function (GO): RNA 7-methylguanosine cap binding; mRNA binding
Source: RefSeq, a predicted model, not a curated record